CUGAACGUGAAAACCUUAAAGCAGCCGCUGGCGGUUGCGCUGCUUGUGUCUAUGCUGGCGGUCUGCGCUGGCGCUGCAUCAGUUAGCCCUCAAUUUCCGAGGAGUUCCCUGCACCGAGGAAAUCCAGGUAGCGUCCAGCACGUAAAGCAUGCAAAUUCUGAAGAAGAACAGGCCGGAAAUGUACCAGCUGCUAUCUCUGGAUCUCUGCAAAUAGAUCAGGCUGGGAAUAGACAGCAUGGUCAUGGUGGAAAUAUGAACCUAGGACACAUCGGGAACCUACAUGAAGGAUAUGCCGGAAACCUGCACAUCGGGCAAGUUGUGAAUCAUCACGAAGGAUAUGUCGAAAAUCUGCACAAAAGACAUGCCUUAAAUCUACACGAAGGAAAUCUGCAAGAAGGACAUGUCGGAAAUCUACACGAAGGAAAUUUGCAAGAAGGACAUGUCGGAAAUCUACACGAAGGAAAUUUGCAGGAAGGACAUGUCGGAAAUUUACUCGAAGGAUUCGCUGGAAAUCACCCAAGUGAUAAACCAGAGACCCAAACUAACAAGUUUCCCGACCAUUUCAACGAAGUUGCUGAAGGCGAAACUGAAUAUCAUCAUCCUAAUUUACUCAGGGUGACCGGGAACGAAAAUAAAACCAGCGAUGGUCAAUCUAGCAAAGAAUCGUUCCUUGGUGAGAAAUCUGAUUUUGAACGAAGGCAUUAUGACUCCGCCAAGAUACACCAGGGGAAGAAAAAAAGUGGAGCAGAAGAUGGAAGCACUGGCGGUGAUGGUCAGAAACAAAUUCCAGACCUCCAAGAAGAUGGGGGGCCUGCUGCUGGGAAGAUCGUGGUCUCUCGAACUGAAGGAAAAUUGGCCCGCGAGAAUGACGCAGACAUCGUGGCUACUAAACGCAACAAGCGCAGCUACGGUGAUUCUUACUUGCAGAGCAUCGGUUAUGAUCCUAUGAUGGCAUGGGGCGCUAAAAGAUACGACGAUCAAUUUAUGCAAACUUUGGAUGAUGGCCCUUCAAUGACAUGGAACAACAAACAAUUCGACGACCAGGAUAUUGGAGGCAAUGGGUAUUAUCUUGACGUGCAUUCAGGACAACAAUUAGGCAGCUCCGUAGACGACAAUUCCAGUCCAGUCUUCGAAAAUUUCAUUAAUAGGGAGAAACGAAAUAAUCAAGCAGUUACUGGGAGCGAGGAAACAUUUAAUGAAGAUGUUGUAGUUCCAGGCAUGUUUGUUAAGAACUUAAAUCUUGAACCAAUCAUCACUAAACGGUCCUUAAGGCCUCGUAUGUUCAUAGGAGUAGAUGACUACAAGCGAUCGCCCAGUGAGAUGGGACCUCGAGGAUUCCACGAAGGAAUUUUUAAUGAUCAUUUCGGGUAUUUUUCUCCAGUCAAAAGGAAUAAACGAAGCGUAGGGGAACAAUUGCCGUCUGUAAUUAAGACCGAAUCUAAAUCAGAAAGUUUGUUCAAUGGUCUUAAAGAUAUUCCCACAAAACGGAAAUUUGGCAUGGAUGCCCAAGGGUUUUAUAGUGACACUUUCUCUGGCGGCUUCGGUGAUUUUGGAACGAUGAAAAAACGUUAUAAUGACAUGACCUCAAGCGGCUUCUACGGUGAUACUUUUUCUGGCGGUUUUGGUGAUUUUGGCACAAUGAAAAAGCGAUACAGUGACAUGACUUCAAGCGGGUUCCAUGGAGACACUUUCUCUGGGGGCUUCGGCGAUUUCGGCACCAUGAAGAAGCGAUAUCUCGGUAUGACAUCACAUGGCUUUCAUGGAGAUACCUUUUCUGGAGGCUUUGGGGAUUUCGGUACAAUGAAGAAACGAUACCUCGGGAUGACUUCACAUGGGUUUCAUGGAGAUACCUUCUCUGGUGGUUUCGGCGACUUCGGCACCAUGAAGAAAAGGUUUCCGGCGCUGACCCCAGACGAACACCGCAGAGCAUAUUUCAACAACCGCCUGGCAGCCUUGUUCAAUAACUCAGAAAUGUCACAAGGAAGUCGUAAGAAUUCUCAGAACAGAAAUAUACUUACUCCUGGAUCUCAAAUAGUGCGUUCCGACAAACCCAAUCUUACAGACGGAGAACAACUUCAGAGAUAAAUUCAUCCUUGGAUUCUCUACGGUGGCGUCAGGUCAGAAGAGAACUGAUUUUUAACCGGCGUCGGAAUGUUAUUGAAAAUUGGUUGAUGGAAAAUUGUUGCUAAAAUUUGUAUGACAGCGCAAUGCAUCUUGAUGCAUGAUGGAAUAAAUGCAAAAAAGGCCAGGAAUUUACAUUCCUGACGGAUUGAUCUCAUUCAAAGUUGGACCAAUGACACGAAUCUCACUUUCUCUAUUUCUCCUGCUCGUGUGACUUUUAUAGUGAAUGGCUUCUUUAUCUUCUGAUUACACUUCAAUCUUAUAUAUCAAUCAUCAUGCCAUUUAAUGAUGACUUGAAUUGCGAACACAAUGAUUUUACCUGCUCCUUCUCUUAAGAUCCUAUUAAUUGAAAAUACUCCCGAACAUAUGCAUAAUGUAUUCCUUGUGGUGUGAAACGCAAUCAAAAGUGGCAUCUUCAGAUAACAAUCUUGUUGAUAACAUGACACGAGCUCAGUACUAAAAAAAAUAUU
Messenger RNA from Hyalella azteca, 2591 nucleotides. RefSeq lists its product as uncharacterized. The annotation marks the transcript as partial. The transcript is spliced from 2 exons. NCBI's taxonomy places the organism in Eukaryota, Metazoa, Arthropoda, Malacostraca, Amphipoda, Hyalellidae. The record is from RefSeq and is a predicted model, not a curated record.